AUGUUAGACUUUCCGAUCAUUAUUGAUGCCGACAUUAACUCGCUGUCAGUCAAACUGGCCCGUUGUUGUUUGCAAUAUUACUUAGAAUUGAACGCAGUUAAAAUAGUGAAAAUAGUUGUGCCAGAAAUAAUACAGUACGGUGUGCAAGACGCUGUGAUUCUAGACUGUGACUAUGCUUACGGUAACAACACAUCGGGACUGGUAGUGAAAUGGUUUUUCAGAAACAAAGCUAGACCUGUCUACCAAUGGAUCGUGUCGCAAAAGCCACAGGACAUGGGGAUAUUGAGAGGACGUGUUGACUUAGCCUACAGAGCAUCAAGCGAUCCAUUAAAAAUGCACAGAGCACUCCGCAUAAUGAAGCCCAACACCGACAUAUCUGGUGAUUACACGUGUGUCGUUUCAACAUUCAUGGACGAGGAUUCAAGAACUAAGCAAAUGAUUGUUUUUGUACCGGAGACGAACUUCUGCCUGAUCCUGAACAAGACUCACGAUGAUACUGUGAACGUCAUAUGUGCUGCGGACGGAGUGUUUCCUGAACCAAACCUCACGCUAGCCACACCAGAGAGGAGGCUGGAUGGAGUUUCUCGGCCCAUUAGCACAACACCUGAAAUGCCGACUGCGGCCGACAUGCAACUCGCUGCAGCUAUUGGCUCUAAAGGUGAGAAAUAUUAUAUAUUGAUAAGCAUAAACCUCUAA
Messenger RNA from Parnassius apollo (apollo), 696 nucleotides. The record is from the annotation of a GenBank genome assembly. NCBI's taxonomy places the organism in Eukaryota, Metazoa, Arthropoda, Insecta, Lepidoptera, Papilionidae.